AUGAAUAUAAAUGGAGCAAAAUUAUUUAAUUGUAAAUGUAGGAAUUUAAAAAUAGAUGAGUUAUAUAAGUUAAAUGCCCAUUGUGAUAGUGUUAAUUAUGUUUUCUUUUCUUCAGAUGGUAAGUCAUGAGCAACUUGCAGCGAUGAUAAUUCAAUUCUUUUAUGGGAUGUUAAAACAGGAAAAAAAUAGUCUUAAUUCUAAGGAGUGAGAAGGGUAAGAUUUCUGGGCUUCUCAACUAGUGGCACUACAAUAGCCUCUUGUAAUGGUUAAGAUAUGUAUUUGUGGAAUCUUUAAACGCGCAGAUAAAUGUUGAAAUUAGAAGGUCAUACUCAUGAUAUAUAUUCACUCUGUUUCUCUCCUGAUGGUACUACAUUAGCAUUUGAUAGUUCAGAUAACUCCAUUCUUUUAUGGGACGUUAGAACUGGAUAAUAAAAAGUUCAAAUUAGAAGGUCAUUCAAAUUCAUUCAUGUUAGUCUGUUUCUCCCCUGAUGGUGCAAAAAUAGCAUCUGGUGGUUAUGAUUAUUCUAUCUGUUUAUUGGAUAUCAGGAAAGUAAAAGUCAAAUUAGAUAGUGAUAGUCAAUAUGUUUAUUCAGUCUGUUUCUCACCUGAUGGUAAUUGUCAUCUGGUAGUGAUGAUAUAUGAUGAUUUGUAUAUGGGAUAUUAAGACAGGAUAAUAAAAAGCCAAAUUAAAUGGCCAUUCAAUUAUGUCAUGUCAAUCUGUUUCUCUCCUGAUGGUACUAUAUUAGCAUCUAGUAGUUCAGAUAACUUCAUUCAUUUAUGAGAUGUUAAAACGGGAUAAUAAUUUGCCAAAUUAGAUGGUCAAUCAAUUUCAUUUAUAUCAGUCUAUUUAUCUCCUGAUGGUACUAAAUCGGCUUCUUGUAGUCGUGAUAAGUCUAUCCGUUUAUGGGACGUUAAUGCUAAUUUAUAUUUCAUUCAAAUUUAGUUUCUAUAAGACUUUUUUCUUAUGAUGGUAUGA
Molecule: messenger RNA, 976 nt
Organism: Paramecium octaurelia
Lineage: Eukaryota; Ciliophora; Oligohymenophorea; Peniculida; Parameciidae
Source: the annotation of a GenBank genome assembly